GAAGGCUGUGCGGCGCCAUAUUUAAUACAUCCGAUGCUAGCCACCUUUAGCUGUUUACUGACAGAAACUUUAAACUGGACACGGAAAGGUUCAACAAGCCCUUGCUUUUCUCCAAAAUGAAUGCAGUGGAUCAUGUUCGGGAUAUGGCUGCAGCCGGCCUUUACUCCAAUGUCCGCAUAUUGAGCAGUUUGUUGCUGACGAUGAGUAACAAUAACCCGGAGCUGUUCUCACCGGCCCAGAAGUACCAGCUGCUGGUUUACCAUGCUGAUGCCAUCUUCCAUGACAAGGAAUACCGCAAUGCUGCCUGUAAAUACAGCAUGGCUCUGCAGCAGAAGAAGGUGCUCAACAAAACAUCCAAAGUUCGUACCUCAACUGGUGGAGCUGCUGCCAACAUCCAGGCACAGAGUUUGCCGUCAGAAAUCGAGGUAAAGUACAAGAUAGCUGAAUGCUACACCAUACUGAAACUGGAUAAAGACGCCAUCGCUGUUCUGGACGGGAUCCCAUCAAGACAAAGGACUCCAAAGAUCAACAUGAUGCUGGCUAACCUGUACAGGAAAGCCGGUCAGGAACGCUCGGCCGUGACCAGCUACAAAGAGGUGCUCAGACAGUGUCCGCUCGCCUUGGACGCCAUAAUCGGUCUUCUCUCUCUGUCGGUGAAAGGAGCGGAGGUCUCCUCCAUGACCAUGGAUGUGAUCCAGAACCUCCCCAACCUGGACUGGCUCUCUGUGUGGAUAAAAGCGUACGCCUUCAUCCACGCCGGGGACAACCAGAGAGCCAUCAACACCAUCUGCUCUCUGGAGAAGAAGUCGCUGCUGCGGGACAACGUGGACCUCCUGGUGAGCCUGGCCGACGUCUAUUUCAGGGCAGGCGACACCAAGAACGCCAUUCUGAAAUUUGAACAAGCUCAGAUGCUGGACCCGUACCUCAUCAAAGGUAUGGACGUUUACGGCUACCUGAUGGCCCGGGAGGGACACCUGGAAGACGUGGAGGUCCUGGGAGGACGGUUGUUUAAUAUUUCCGACCAACACGCUGAACCCUGGGUGAUCUCUGGCUGCCACAGCUUUUACAGCAAGCGCUACUCCAGAGCCCUCUACCUGGGGGCCAAAGCCAUCCAGCUGAACAGCAACAGCGUCCAGGCCCUCCUCCUGAAGGGGGCAGCACUGAGGAACAUGGGCCGAGUUCAGGAGGCCAUCAUCCACUUCAGAGAGGCUAUGCGGUUAGCGCCUUGCAGGCUGGACUGCUAUGAAGGUCUGAUCGACUGCUACCUGGCGUCCAAUGGGAUUCGAGAAGCGAUGGGAAUGGCGAACAAUAUCUAUAAGACUCUGGGGGCCAACGCACAGACUCUGACCAUCCUGGCCACGGUGUGCCUGGAAGACCCGGUGACUCAGGAGAAAGCCAAAGCUCUGCUGGACAAGGCCCUCGCUCAGAGGCCCGACUACACCAAGGCUGUGGUGAAGAAGGCUGAGCUGCUCAAUCGGGAACAGAAAUACGAAGAAGGGAUCGCGCUCCUGCGGAAUGCGCUGGCCAAUCAAAGCGACUGCGUCCUGCACAGAAUGCUGGGAGAUUUCCUGGUGGCAGUCAAUGAUUAUCAAGAGGCUAUGGACCAGUACAGCAUCGCUUUGAGCUUGGAUCCUAAUGACCAGAAGUCGUUGGAAGGCAUGCAGAAAAUGGAGAAGGAGGAGAGCCCCACGGACGCCACGGUGGAGCUGGAUGGCGACGACAUGGAGGGCAGCGGGGAGGACGGCGAUCUGGAGGGCAGCGACAGCGAAGCGGCUCAGUGGGCCGACCAGGAGCAGUGGUUCGGGAUGCAGUGA
Molecule: messenger RNA, 1814 nt
Organism: Xiphophorus couchianus (Monterrey platyfish)
Lineage: Eukaryota; Metazoa; Chordata; Actinopteri; Cyprinodontiformes; Poeciliidae
Gene: anapc7
Product: anaphase promoting complex subunit 7
Exons: 11
Coding region: 117-1814 (565 amino acids)
Biological process (GO): cell division; positive regulation of mitotic metaphase/anaphase transition; protein ubiquitination
Cellular component (GO): anaphase-promoting complex
Molecular function (GO): protein binding
Source: RefSeq, a predicted model, not a curated record